AGAGAUGAGAUGGCGUCCGGUCGUCAAGUUCUGGAUCAGGACCCUGCGGAGGUCUCAGGGCGGGCGGUGGGGGCCACUGUGUUCUCCAACGCAAGCACGCGGAGAAUGGAUUUUCUUCAGGCCCUGAGGGACAGCGGGCCCUCAGGAACCUUCCCUGAUCUUGGUGGAUCUGGGCCCCAGCUCCCUGGAUCCACCCCAGCCGCAUCUCUGGCCUCCUGGUGGGUUGAGGGACUGCGGACCCAGAGUGCGGACCCGGAAGCGAGAAGGAGACCUGGCGUCAGGGGUCCCCCAUGUCCCUCGAUCUCUAAAGCCUUCUGCCUCAGCGCGCCCCUGACUGGACACCCUGGUUGGACUGGCUUGGCCUAUGCGCCCCAGCGCGUUAGGCACCCACAACAGGGCCUGGGUGUUCUCUGCCCCCGGUUAACGUGGAAAGGAGGCCGCAAGGACGCAGUGGUCCCUUUUUCUGGCCAGAUUUUCUGGCCAGAUUCGGCCUUCAGAGCGGCCACCUCCGGAGACUCGGCCCUGCCACCCUGGCGCCCGCCCGGACGCCUCGCUCCCUUGGGAGACCCUAGUGUAGACACCCCGGUGAAAACGGGCCUGCCCGGGUCCAGGCUGAGCCAGAGUGCGCCCAGGAGUGUUCCAGUCAGAGCCUCCAGUUCUCGAGUCCCAGCGACCCUCGGUCAGACCUGGAAGCCCUCUGGGAGGAGGAGGAGGCCGGGACUGGGCUGCGCGGACACAGCCCCAGCCACCUUCCUACGGAGAUGGCGGGCAGAGAUAAUUCUGGGAGUUCCCACACAACAUUUCCCACCAUAGUAGCCCUCCGUACAAGUCCGGGAAUGAAAGUGGUGCUUCUGCCAGUUGCUGAGUAUGUUUAUUUCAAUUAUGCAUUCUGACACUGGGAAAAUAAUCAUGUGAUGGGUUUGGGGACCUAAUCUAAAACUCCAUUAAUCACCUGACUUUCAUAAGCCUUUAUUCUGAAUACUGAACCAUAGUAAUGUCUCCAGGAAUUAGUUAUCAGUUGAGAACUAGUGUUCAGUAAUCAAUGAAAAGUCUGAUCAUUUCCCUUUCCCCAACGCACAGUCACCCCACUCAAAGGCUGUGAGUUAAUUUGGAGAGGCUGGGAGAGAUUAACACUCUAAAUUUGUUUUGAGGACUCAAACCAGUGUUUUGUUCACUAGACCUAGAAUUCGGAUUAUGCAAACUAGUGAAGAAUUCAUUAUAGUAUCUGUCUAUUUUCUAGGAACAGUAACAUCAAACAACCAUUGCUACAGGUCUCUUUAUGGGUCAAACGAUCCUGAUUACUCUUUUGGUUCUGAUGUCCAUCAUGGUAACAGCACCCACUACAUCUUUGGUGAUUAAGUGCCACCAUUUGAUGCUAACACCCUGCGAUUCUAUUAUUCCCAUUAUAGCUGGGGAUUUUAGCUCAGUGGGAACCCAGCAAUUCUCACUGUAACUUCCCACUUACAAAGGAGAUUAGAAACAGAAUACUUCAAAAAACUUGGGAGCUUCUCUCAUGAAUUUAAUACUGACUGCCUUGGUGAAAAGUAUGUCCUGGGGACUCCUCCAAAGAGAAGCAAGUCUUAAUUGAUAUAUCCGUUGUAACAUUUCAUUUCCCUAAGCCUUUGGUUACAUUCUUUUACAGAAUACAAAGGCAAUUUUAAUUUUUUAACUUAGAGUUGACCAUUUUCUUUGUGUUGCUAGAAAGGGAUACCUGUGGCUGAGGCUGGGUAAUUUAUAAAGAAAAUAGACUUAUUUGGCACAAAGUUCUGUGGGCUGUACAAGAAGCGUAGUGUCAGCAUCUGCUUUGGGUGAGGGUUUCUAGAAGCUUCCCCUCCUGGUGGAAGGUGAAGGAGUGGCGGCAUCACAGGACCCUAUGGUGAUAAAAGAAGGAAAAGAGAGAGGAGGGAGGUGGCAAGCUAUAUUCAACAACCAGCUCUCGUGGGGGUGGGGACACUUGCAUGAGUGAAUAGAGCAAGAAUUCACUCAUUACCUUGAGGAUGGCACCAAGCCAUUCAUGAAGAAUUCGCUUCCAUGACUUAAAUUCCUCACUUUAGGUCCCACCUCCAACAUUGGGGAUCAAAUUUUAACAUCAGAUAUGGAAGGGAUUAAAUAUCCAAACAAUAUCACUCACCUUGUGCCCAUGUAACAGACAACAACCCAAAUGGUUAGAGCGCUUCUAAUUCUUCAACUUACAAAAUUUAUUAAUAUGGGGUCCAUUAUUGGGAACCCAUAUUAAUAAAUUUAGGUUGAAUCUACUUUAAAUUCGGUCCACUUUAAUCCCCCAUUCUUAAAAUCUAUUUCUAGAUAUAUUCUCCAGAUUCUGUUUGUAUAAUUUGGCAAAAUGAUGUAAUCCUGUCAGUGUGUAGUCUACUUUGUUCUCUGGAGAUUGCCUAGACUUGAGUGUAGUUAUAGGUCUCCAAGCAAAGAGGUAUGAUGGAGUGUGAUAUGGUUUGCCUCUGUGUCCACAUCCAAAUCUCAUAUUGAAUUGGAAUCCCCAUGUGUCUAGGGAGGGAACUGGUGGGAGGUGACUGGAUCAUGGGGGUGGAUUCCCCUCCCCUGCACCAUCUUCUUAUAGUGAGUGAAUUCUCAUGAGAUCUGAUGGUUUCUAAGUGUGACACUUUCCCCUUUGCUCUCUCUGUCCUGUCGCCAUGUAAAACGUGGCUUGCUUUUCCUUCGUCUUCCACCAUGAUUGUAAAUUUCCUGAGGCCUCCCUAGCCAUGCAGAACUGUGAGUCAAUUAAACCUCUUUUCUUUAUAACUCACCCAGUCUCAGGUAGUUCUUUAUAGCAGUUUGAAAACAGACCAAUACAGGGUGGGUGCUGAGGAGAAUCAGCAGUGCCUUCUAAGGCAACUACCUCAGAAAAGGCCAUUAGAGAUUUAUCAGGCAAUCAAGGACUAACUUCCCCUGGCAAGGGUGGAGGGGUUGCAUCUGUAGGCAAAAAAGACUUAUCAGAAUAUGAAGCUGCAAUAACCCAGGCUCAUUAGGACCUGCCCCUAUGUUUCAAUUCCAAUUUGUGAUAUCCUAUCCUUCUCAAUCAAUACACUUGCUUUAACAGAAGACACCCUGCCAUGUUGAAAAUAGAAAUUAUAUUGUGAUUCAGCCGCUAGAGAAUUAGAUUCUAGGUUUAGUUUUCAGAAAUCUUAGCCCUCUGGUUAUAGGAUAUGAGUUUCUGUCAGGGCCGAAAUAGCUUCUGUGUCAUAUAUGUGGGGGUUGAGCUAGGAAUUUUAGUCCCUCAGCUCCUUGUUUUCUUUUUCAACUUUGUCCAGCUCAAUUAGGAACAACCAGUCAGGCUGGAUGUGAUGACUCAUGCCUGUAAUCCUAACAUUUUGGGAGGCUGAGGCAGGCAGAUCACUUAAGCCCAGGAGGUCAAGACCAAGACCAGCCUGGGCAACAUGGUAAAACUCUGUCUCAACAAAAAUAUAAACAAUUAUCCAGUCAUGGCGUUGCAUGCCUAUAGUCCCAGCCACCUAGGUGGCUGAGGUCAGAGGAUCGCUUGAGCCUGGGAGGUGGAGGCUGCAGUGAGUUGUGAUUGCACCACUGCACUCCACCCUUCCAGCCUGGGUGACAGAGUGAGACGUUGUC
Messenger RNA from Gorilla gorilla gorilla (western lowland gorilla), 3582 nucleotides. RefSeq lists its product as uncharacterized. NCBI's taxonomy places the organism in Eukaryota, Metazoa, Chordata, Mammalia, Primates, Hominidae. The record is from RefSeq and is a predicted model, not a curated record. The coding region runs from base 10 to 813 and encodes 267 amino acids. The transcript has 2 exons.